UUCCUCGUCCACUCGUUUGCGCUUCUCUUUCCAUCGAGCCAAUAGCAGCCAUGCUCAUCCAAGCUCCCGGCUGGAGCUCUGUUCUGGCUCGCCUCUCGUUCUUCCCCAACCACCGCCGCCGCCGGGGCCCCGUGUUAUCGCGAUUCGGAUCGUUCAACGUUAGGGGAGCGAUUGGAGUAGCGGGCGCCUAUUUUGUGCGGAGAAAGGACUCUCGGGCGAGGAUUUCGGCGUGCGGGGAUAGUCAGUCGAAUGCGGACGGGCAGAGGAAGAGAGAUGUUGUGGAGCACAUAUGUUUGCUAAAAGCUAAGGAUAACCUAACUGAUGAGGAAGAGAAGGAUAUGCUGGAUUAUCUGUAUACAUCCCAAUAUCGAAUGGGCGGCAUUGUUGCAAUAUCAUUAGGACGUAUCGAUGAUGAUAAUCCGGAAAGAUACACGCAUGCUGUUUUUAUGCGUUUCCAGAGGAAGGGGGACCUAUUAAAGUUCUACGAGAACCCUUUCUAUUUGGGAGUUCUUCAGAAGCAUGUGAUGCCUUACUGCCAUGAACUACUUAAUGUUGAUUAUGAGUCUGAAGUAGAAGACGAUAUCCUUUCUAUAUUUAGGAAAGGAGAGGAGUUCAAUUAUGGUGAGGAAUUUGUUUUGUUGGUUGAGUUGAAGGAUGAUGCGCUUGGUGAACUUGCAGAAGAUGCAAUGUGUUCUCUGCAUAGAAUAGCCACGGAGUCACCAUCCUUGAUAGUCCAAGUUUCUCAAGGGUUGAAUUUCAAUUCCACCAGUAAUAUGAAGUACACACAUGGCGUUGUGAUAAGAUUCCGUUCAAUUGAAGCCUUCAAAAUAUUUGUUGGGAGCACAGAGUACAAACAUAUCUGGAGCUCCAAAUUCCAGCCAAUCACUAGGAAAACGCUUUCCAUUCAUUUUUCAAUUGAUCCUGUGGGCACAGAACUUAUGUAGAUUGGAGUCAUUUGAAAAAAAAUUGCAGAUCCAUUCCCUAUCAUUUAAACGGUGAACUUUGAAGGCAAAAUGCUCCUCUGCCAGCUUCCAAAUUACUUUUGGGUUGGAGCUAUUCCACUUCUCUAAAAGAAAGCAUCCAGGUGAGUACACUGCCUCUACCUUUUUUUUUUUCAGCCCAGUAUUUUCUUCCCUUCACUGGCUUCUCUGUGGCGUAUUUGUGCAAAUUCACUUGCUAUUAGUUAGGCAUAUCUGCGUGUCUCCAUGUGCAUGUACCUCUGCAUGACAAUCUUGAAUGACUUUGAUACUUGAUGCCGGUACUUUUCUCAAUGCUUCUCACCAUUAUAAUUCUUAUAUGUUCGUCCUUUUCUAUUGCACCAACCUGCAAUGAGUGGAUUUGAUGUUCUUUUUUAUGAAGAACUGCUCUCACCGUGGGGUUUUUUUGUCUCCAUUUCCAUAAUUUUACGAAAUGAGGGCCAAGAUCUGCCAACUUGGGGUCACCUUCUCUUGGCUAAUUUGUCAUUUGAGUUCUUAGUAAUUGAAAAGUCAACCUAUCUCAUUUUAAAAGAUCUUGAUGGAGAAAAUGGUGUUUGCGUACACGGAUGUAUUUUUUUCAUUUGUCUUUUUAUGCAGCUGUCUCCAAAUCCCAUUACUCAUUGGACCCAAAUUUGAUUUGAAGAGCCAAUGAAUUUCUUUCUCAUCCUUUUGCACGGAUGUGCUGCACGAGAGACUCAUGGACAUUCGCAGUCCUUGGCUACCUGAUGCGAUGCCUCUAUUCUUAUUCUAUUAAUUCUUCUCCACGUGCUGACGAGGAAAAAUUUGUCAGAUGGAAGUUGUAUCUGUUCAAUCUUCCCAUUCCGACUAUCCUGUUGACCAUGGAAUUUAACACCCUUAGAUGCAUCCAAAUUUUUUCUUUCACCGCUAAAAUGAGCACAAUGAGCUCUUUACAAAAAUAUAGUGUCUUCUGUUCUUAGAUAAAAUUUGGAACUGCAUAAGAAGGCGGCACCUGACCUUCUGGCUACGACUAGCAAUAUGAGAUAGUGCAGUAAAUUAUUUGCUAUUCUUUUAAAGUGCUUAGUUUUAACUUUAUUAGCUGAUAGUAUACUUUAAUGGCUAACACAUGUAUGUCUAUGACUCAAGUUGGUCAGUCAUGUAUUAUAAUUUUAGUCCGCCUCUUCUCUUUCUUUGUUUUUUUUUCCCUCCAAUGCUUGACCUUCAUCAUUUUUCGAUCUUUUUGCUGCCUAUAUGUUUUCGGAAGACAAUUUAUUUUUGUAGGUAUUAGCACAACAGGAAUGUCAACCACUGUUUUUGCUGGAUCAUAUGCAGCCCUUCUGAAGUAAGGGCUCAGGCGGCUAAGUUAUAAUCGGUUUUAACUGCAUAUAUUGCUUUGCAAUUUCUGUUUGAUACAGUUGCAAGUUUCUAGUGAAAUACACACACUUACAUUCCUUUUCAAAAGUGUAUCUAUCAAACAAUAUACAUCACACCCUGAAGAAGUUUACAAAUGAAGAGAAAAGAUGGCUAUUAUCUGCAAAA
Messenger RNA from Eucalyptus grandis, 2474 nucleotides. RefSeq lists its product as uncharacterized. Bases 51 to 944 code for a protein of 297 amino acids. NCBI's taxonomy places the organism in Eukaryota, Viridiplantae, Streptophyta, Magnoliopsida, Myrtales, Myrtaceae. The record is from RefSeq and is a predicted model, not a curated record. The transcript is spliced from 9 exons.